ACUGUGACAGCCUGUGGCUUUACAGCCGGGUGCCCAGUGCGCAUGUGCGAGAAGUGCUGCACUUUGUGAAUGAUCUUCUGGGACCUGUCCUGUCAAAUGCGGGUACCCGCUCCCCCUCCUUUCCCCAAAGGUCUGCAGUCUCUGGUCAUCUCCUGUAGUAUGUCCACAGUCUCUGGUCAUCUCCUGUACUAUGUCUGCAGUCCCUGGUCAUCUCCUGUAUUAUGUCUGCAGUCUCUGGUCAUCUCCUGUAGUAUGUCCGCAGUCUCUGGUAAUCUUCUGUACUAUGUCCGCAGUCUCUGGUCAUUUCCUGUACUAUGUCUGCAGUCCAUUGGUUAAGCAUAUUUUUUUUCUUGUUUUCCUCCUCUAA
Messenger RNA from Staurois parvus, 367 nucleotides. NCBI's taxonomy places the organism in Eukaryota, Metazoa, Chordata, Amphibia, Anura, Ranidae. The record is from the annotation of a GenBank genome assembly.